This is a messenger RNA of Stylonychia lemnae, 528 nucleotides long. The record is from the annotation of a GenBank genome assembly. NCBI's taxonomy places the organism in Eukaryota, Ciliophora, Spirotrichea, Sporadotrichida, Oxytrichidae.
AUGUCCAGACUCCAAAGUGGAACCCUAUAGGAAUCUGGACCAUCUCAAUUAUCCAGAAGAUUUAUUGAACGUAAUCUUAAGAUAAUCAUAAUAAAUAACUACUAAAGCAUCCUAAAGCAAAUCUACUCACUCAAUAUAGGAUCACUUAAAGAGAAAUCAUCUGAAAUGCUAAAUGAGGGUGAUGAAGAGGAAACUGAUGUGACUCAAUAACUUAAAUCACCCAAAAAUUUAAUGACCUAGAUGGUAGAAAAUUUUAAGAUCCGCAGAUUGAUAACGUACUAAAUAAGUUUGCUAACCAAGAAGUCAUUUGACCCUAACCUAAACGAAUAACACUUUUAACCUCAGGCUAUUAAUAUUGAUUUUAAAAUACAAGAAAAUUUUAUACCAGAAGAAAAUUAAGAGGCCCUAGAAAUCACAAGCCAGCAUAGGACAAAGCAAGAUCCUAAAGAUCUAAGAGCUAAGAUGUUUGUUAUAAGUAUGAACUAAUAUAACAUGGGUUAACUGUAAAUUUAAGAAAAUUUUUCAUGA